Molecule: messenger RNA, 1200 nt
Organism: Protopterus annectens (West African lungfish)
Lineage: Eukaryota; Metazoa; Chordata; Ceratodontiformes; Protopteridae
Product: transcription factor TFIIIB component B'' homolog
Exons: 6
Coding region: 1-1200 (399 amino acids)
Source: RefSeq, a predicted model, not a curated record
AUGGAGAAAAGUAUGCUGAAUAUGAAGCCUCAGAAUGUAAACAAAGAUUCCUGUGUGGUGGAUGUUACAAAUGGGCAGCAUUUAGCUGUGUCUAUGGAGAAGGAAGUAAGCGAGUCUGUUGAAGUGGUUCAGCUAACAGAACUGUCAUCAGAUGAGAUUGCAGAUGGUGAUCUGUUAAAAAUAGAGGGGGAUGAUCCAAGUGACAGGUCUGCUGUUUCACGGGAUGAGGUGGCAGGCAUCAUCACCCCAUGUCAAGGAGACAUGACCAAAGAUGUAGAGAGAGCGGAAAAGCAGUACUCUGUUUCGGAGGAAUCUGAAUUUCUUGUUGCAUCACCAUGUCAAGGAGACAUGACCAAAGAUGUAGAGAGAGCGGAAAAGCAGUACUCUGUUUCGGAGGAAUCUGAUUCACAAACAAACAGCAGACUGACCGUUAGUCUUCAGUCCUUUGCAAGUGAGAGUCAGCUGAAGGAAGAGGAUGUAGAUGAUUCACUGAGCUGUGAAGGUGAAGAGCACACUCUGAAGAAGAUCAGGAAGUCAGCACGGCAGUCAAAACCAACUGAAUUUUACAAAGCAAUAGGAUUAAAAAGCCCAACAGCUGCUGUGUCUUCAUCUGAUGGUGAAUUGCAGCCUUCUGAUCAAGGUCGACCAUUUUCCACUCAAAAGUGCAAGGCCAAAGUCAGCAGAUGCAGACGCUGGAGAGAUGUUAACCACCGAAGUUUGGGGAUUAACCAAGGCGCAGGAAAGACGGUUUUGGUAACUCUUAGGGCUUCUCAGGAUACAGAGGAAGAUGACGUUGAAUCUGAUGUAGACUAUGAUGAUGAUGAAACCUACCUUCUCAGUCCUGAAGAAGUGAACAAAGCUCCGGCAUUUGUGCCUGUGAGCCUGCGCUCUCCAGAACCUGUUCCAUUGCAGCUUGAGGAAACUGUGGAGGAGCUUGAAAUAUUAGUUAAUGCCCCAGACGCACAUUGUGCUAGUGAAAUGGAGCAUUUACCUCAUAAUCUAAGAGGGUUUGGUGAACCUGUGGUCCAAGGAGGUGACAUCUUGCCAAGUGAAAAUCACAUGGGCUUGCAAGCUGAAAUUGAUUAUACAGAUACCAGAGAAGAAAAAGGUAAAGUUGACUACUUAAAUUUGAAUGUCUUGUUGAAAAUUUCUUUAGGGAUAUUUAUUUUUUGUAGACUGCCUUAUAAGACUUGUUUAUAA